AUCAUUUAUGAUUCACGGCAACAAAAUAUGUGUUCUCGUGCAGAUUUUGUUGAACAGCUGACCGAGGGCCGCUAUCUUGCCGAACGAGGCAAACGUGCGCCCAUGAGCACGGACGUUAUGCGCGCGAGGUAUUGCCUCGUGAGGCGUGCGGUCAGUGUGGACCCGGCUAAUAUUUGUUUGUGUUUUUAUCUGUCAAAAUGUCAAUCAUUUCUUAUCAGUUAACUGGGUUGCUUAUCAACUACUUGGUAUAAAAGGGUUAUUAGUGAAGUAAAUACCUAGCAUUGUACAAUUACUUAUUAAGAGAUACUGCACCAUAGGACAUCUAGAAAAUGCAUUCUAAUUCGAAAUCAUCGCCUUCUAUAGUUGUUAUUGGAUCCUGCAGUGUUGAUUUUACAACAUAUGCUCCAAGAUUACCUAUGCCGGGUGAAACUCUUCAUGGCUCUAAAUUUUCAACUAGUUUUGGAGGAAAAGGUGCUAAUCAAUGUGUAGCAGCCGCAAAACUCGGAGGGAACACAUAUAUGAUUGGUAGGGCAGGUGAUGACCAGUGGGGGUUGAAGUACAAGGAGCAUUUAAAAUCAGAAGGCGUAAACGUAUCUCAUUUUUUUACUACUCCAAAUGUCACAACUGGGAUUGCACAAAUAUCUGUUGCAGAAAGUGGUGAAAACCAGAUAGUCAUUGUUGCCGGUGCUAACAAACUUUUGAGUAAAUCUGAUGUACAGUCAUCUGCUGAACUAAUAAUUAAUGCAGAUGUUUUAAUUGGCCAACUAGAAACUCCAUUGGAAACUACUUUGGAAGCAUUUAAGUUAAAUAAAGGAGUGAAACUGUUGAAUGCAGCCCCUGCAAGGUCCGACAUUCAGGAAAUUUUACAAUACUGUACUAUACUUUGUGUAAAUGAAUCUGAGGCUGCUUUAAUCAGCGAUGUGGAAGUUACUAAUUCAAAUAUAAAACAAGUGCUGGCUAAAUUACUGGACUCAGGGUGUGAGACAGUUGUUAUCACAUUAGGUGAAAAAGGAGCUGUUUAUGCCACCAAGCUUGAUCCCCAACUAAUUCAUGUCUUCUGCAGAUCAGUUAAACCAGUGGAUACCACAGGUGCUGGAGAUGCAUUUGUUGGAGCCUUGGCAACUUUUCUAGUGGAACAUAAAGAUUUGCCUCUUCAUCAGAUCAUUGGAGCGGCGUGUGAAGUGGCUACCAUUUCAGUCACCAAGGAAGGAACUCAGACAAGCUAUCCGUCCAAUAUCAAUGUCUUUACAAACAAAUAUGAUUUUAUAAAAUUGUGAUAUUUACUUAUAGAAUAAGAAUUAAAUAAAACUAUUAGUUACAAACUUUAACCAUC
Messenger RNA from Leguminivora glycinivorella, 1333 nucleotides. Its product is annotated as ribokinase-like. The transcript is spliced from 6 exons. The record is from RefSeq and is a predicted model, not a curated record. Gene Ontology annotation, molecular function: ribokinase activity. The coding region runs from base 330 to 1277 and encodes 315 amino acids. Gene Ontology annotation, biological process: D-ribose metabolic process. NCBI's taxonomy places the organism in Eukaryota, Metazoa, Arthropoda, Insecta, Lepidoptera, Tortricidae.